This is a messenger RNA of Bipolaris sorokiniana ND90Pr, 1201 nucleotides long. RefSeq lists its product as uncharacterized. The transcript has a single exon. The record is from RefSeq and is a predicted model, not a curated record. Bases 63 to 1109 code for a protein of 348 amino acids. Lineage: Eukaryota; Fungi; Ascomycota; Dothideomycetes; Pleosporales; Pleosporaceae.
AUAACCGUGUCAUCCACCUAUCAAGUUCUUCUUCUAUUCUACGUUCCUACAAAAUUUGGGAAAUGGCUAAACUCCGUGCCUGGGUGAAGAAACACCUUUCUUCCAGCUCGGAUCCCAAGAAGCAGUCUAAAGACCAACUCCCAUUCCUUCCAUCUUCACGCCGUCCCGUCACGCCAACUUCAUUGAGUACACCAGGAUGUCUAUUCUUCCAACUCCCUGGCGAUAUUCGCACCAUGAUUCUCAAUUUGGCCUUUGGCAGGCGUACCCUUCACAUGGACAUUGUGCGCCGAGACGAAGCCUGGCAAUGGAGAGGCGCCAUUUGCCACCGAAACUUAGCAGGAGCACAGUCAUCUAUGCGAUACGGCUGGUACGGUCCAUGGAUCGAUUACUACACGUGGAACGCCUGUGGGUGCAAAGAGACACCUCCGGAAGAGUGCAACAUCGGCAUCAUGGGGUUCCUGCUGUCAUGUAAACAAGCCUACACCGAAGGCAUUGAUUUCCUGUACUCUACCAACACUAUCGACAUCCAGAGCACGCCUCUACUCCUCCACCUCCCCCAGCUUAUCUUAUCCAGCCGACUCGUAUGCAUCAAAUCUCUGGAGAUAGUCAUCUGGGCACAAAGUACCAAGUCAGACAACGACAAGCCAGCCACCACCGAAAAUCGCCUGGAGCCCAUUCUCAACAACAUCGCCACGCACUGCCACCAACUUCGCAGUCUCUGCAUUAGCUUUAUGGCGACGGACGAGAACUACAAGAAGAUUGAAACUCUACCAGCAUUACACCUCGUCGAUUCCUUCUACCGCUCCACGCACCUGCGCGACAUGAGAGUUGAAAUCCCCUAUAGAGGCUACUUCACAAUAGCCGCUGACAAGUCCACUGUGAAUCACCCGCGUGAAGCACCGACUACCGGACGGCUUCAGAGAUCGUUAUGGAGAUCAUUGGAUAACGGGGAGCCUGUGCUGCAGGAUAGGUCGCUUGAGCGGUAUCCGUUUCCGCCGCUGAGGGUGCCGGUAUUGGGGGAUGGGGAUGAGGAGAGCGCUGGAUACUGGCUUUUGCAGGGUGAUGAAGGACCUUAUGAGACUGUUAGAUGGUCGGGGUGUCCGGGGUAGUUGUAUACUACGCUUGGAAAAGUGGGUUGGUAUAGUAAUGGAACAUGUACAUAGCUGGGUUUAGAUGAUGUAAUGCGUACAGUAUUUGGCAG